UCUUUAUCUCAUCUACAGUAUACACUGAUCACCAGCACACUGCAGCGAUGUCAAUGACUGGGCAAUGGAAGGAACAGGAGACAGCUACUCCAGAGAUGCAGACAAUCUGCAGUCAGGUGAAGGCAGAAAUCGAGAAGAAACUUGGAAAAAAGAUUGUUUACAAAGCCAUCGAGUUCAGAGCGGUUGAUUCUCAAAUACAUUACAUUGCCAAGGUUCAUCUCGGAGCAAAUGACUACAUUCAUCUGAAAAUGACUCAGGUUCUUCCUUGCUAUGGAGAAGAAGUGCAGCUGCUUAAAUUCCAGUACCCUAAAGAAAUAGAAGAUGAAAUAAUUCCCUUCUGA
Molecule: messenger RNA, 341 nt
Organism: Xyrauchen texanus (razorback sucker)
Lineage: Eukaryota; Metazoa; Chordata; Actinopteri; Cypriniformes; Catostomidae
Product: cystatin-A1-like
Exons: 3
Coding region: 48-341 (97 amino acids)
Cellular component (GO): cytosol
Molecular function (GO): cysteine-type endopeptidase inhibitor activity
Source: RefSeq, a predicted model, not a curated record